Messenger RNA from Erythranthe guttata (spotted monkey flower), 744 nucleotides. The record is from RefSeq and is a predicted model, not a curated record. NCBI's taxonomy places the organism in Eukaryota, Viridiplantae, Streptophyta, Magnoliopsida, Lamiales, Phrymaceae.
AUGAAAGAACUGUGGCAGUCGGCGCCGUUUGGUAACCUAAACCAAGUUGAACAACCAAAUUUCAGGAUGUGGCUACAAUAUCUCAUGCACUCGUUGGAUAAGGAUCUAGUACGGUGGGCGAUUAUUGUGAUGUGGAAAAUCUGGGAUAAUCGGAAUAAAUAUAUGCACAAUGAACCAAUGAUGAACUCUGAAGAAAUCGUCAGGUGGAGUAAGUCGUACCUUGAUGCAUAUAGCCAUGCACAAUUCCAACAGCCUUCGACCGCAAGGGAGGACCACCCAUCAAAGUGGAAACCCCCAUCGCCGGACCUCAUCAAAAUUAAUGUUGAUGCCGCUUUCCCUCCGGACCAAGAUUACUACAUGACGUCUAUGGUACCGCGCGACCAUAAUGGCAAGUGCAUUAGGUGGAGAAGAGAGUUGCAUCCUGGGAGACCGCCACCAGCCGUUGGGGAAGCUCACGCAGCCCUUCUUGCAAUGCGUCUUGCGAUUGAACUUGGGUGGCAGUCAAUCAUUACUGAGAGCGAUUGUCUGCAUAUUACGGAGUCCCUUAAAGAAGGUGUGGCCACUUCAGCUCCUUAUGGUAUUUUUAUUGAGGAUUGUCUUACUGUUUUACCACUUUUUCAAUGCUGCAUUUUCUCGUUUGCCAAACGUACCGGUAACUGCUUGGCUAAUGCCAUUGCAAAAGCUACUGACCUUAAUUGUUAUGAAGGUUAUCUCCUUCCCUUGAACUUGGCUAUAUUUGCCUAA